Messenger RNA from Pseudophryne corroboree (corroboree frog), 3202 nucleotides. Its product is annotated as retinal guanylyl cyclase 2-like. Gene Ontology annotation, cellular component: plasma membrane. The coding region runs from base 98 to 3202 and encodes 1034 amino acids. The transcript has 17 exons. The record is from RefSeq and is a predicted model, not a curated record. Gene Ontology annotation, biological process: protein phosphorylation; receptor guanylyl cyclase signaling pathway; intracellular signal transduction. Gene Ontology annotation, molecular function: adenylate cyclase activity; ATP binding; protein kinase activity. NCBI's taxonomy places the organism in Eukaryota, Metazoa, Chordata, Amphibia, Anura, Myobatrachidae.
CUUGUUGCAGAGAUCAAGACUCCAAGGUCCACAUCGACUCCGAACACAGAUACCUUCAAGAACGUUUCCCCUUCAUGUGGUUGUUUGGUGCUUUCUAAUGGGACCACUCAUGGAGGUACAGGGCGUGAACUUUACAGUGGGCAUUGUCGGUCCCUGGAAAUGUGAUCCGCUCUUCUCUAAGGCCUUGCCGGAAUUAGCUGCGCAUUUGGCAGUGAGCAAAAUCAACAACGACUCCUCACUGGAACUCAAACACAAGCUGGACUACAAAAUCCUGGAGGAAAACUGCGAAACGGCUAAAGCAUUGGUGGAGUUUGCCGAUUUCGAUAAACUGUCAUCUGCAUUUAUAGGUCCACAGAACCCAGGGUACUGCGACGCCGCAUCGCUUUUGGGCAAACACUGGAACAAAGCAAUAUUUUCUUGGGCUUGUGUAAACCAUGACUUGGACAAUAAAAAUAGUUUCCCCACAUUUGCCAGAACUUUGCCAACUCCCAUCAAAGUUUUGUAUCAAUUUAUGAAAUAUUUUAGGUGGGCUCAUGUUGGGGUUGUAUCCUCUAACGAGGAUAUAUGGGUGGACACAGCGCAGAAAGUGGCUAGUGCUCUAAGAAAUCAAGGACUUCCUAUUGGUAUUGUAUCAAAUAUGGGCUACGGAGAUAAAGGUAUCAAAGCAACAUUGACAGCUAUAAAGGAAACUCAUGCUCUCCGAGUCAUUAUAAUGUGCAUGCAUUCUGUACUGGUUGGAGGGGAAGAACAAGCCACCUUUCUUACAAAAGCGCAUGAAAUGGGACUAACAGAUGGAAGAUAUGUCUUUGUACCAUACGACACUUUACUUUACAGCCUUCCUUACAAAAACAACUCAUUGUCCAUCCUUGAUAAAAAUAGCAAGCUGCAGGAGGCCUACGAUGCCGUGUUGACCAUCACAAUGGACUACGAGGAAAAGUCGUUUUAUGAUGUCUUUGCCGAUCUCAAGGAAAAGGGAGAAAUAAAGACUCAUCUGGAACCACAACAGGUCUCACCGUUGUUUGGAACCAUCUAUGACUCAAUGUACUUAUUGGCCAAAGCAAUGAGCGCCGCUUGGAAACAAGGGGUCUGGAUCUCAGGAACGAGCCUUGUGGAAUAUACCAAAAAUCUGGAUUACCCUGGAUUUAUACAGAUGCUAUACACGGAUGGGAAGGGGAAUGGGCUGAGCAACUUUGUGGUCUUAGACACUGAUGGGAAAAUGAACCAGCUCUUCCCAACCUACUCGGUGGAGAUGUCUUCUAAUUUGGUGCGCUUUUUGGGAAAGACCAUUCGGUUCCCUGGAGGAACACCCCCUACUGCAGACUCCGGCUGUUGGUUUGAUCCUGACACAUUGUGCAUAGGAGGCAUUGAACCAUCCAUCGUCAUCCUGGUUUUUGGGCUGGUGUUUGCCUUGGCUCUGUGUGGCGUCGCAGUCUCUUAUCUCAUCAGGCAUAGCCUCCUUCAGAUCCAGCUGGUGAAGGGGCCUAACAGAAUAUUGCUGUCUCUGGAUGACCUGACCUUUAUAAACCCCAAGCUGAGUAUAAAGAAACUGAAUAUCGACAAUCUCGAUGUCAAAAGCGUCUCUGAUUGCAAAAGCCUGAGAUCGGUAACUCGCUCUGUGUCUACUAAAAGUGUGGGAGCCAACUACGAGAACUCCAAUGUGGCCGUUUAUGAGGGAGACUGGGUUUGGUUGAAGAAAUUUGAGCCCGGUACUUACCACGAGCUGCGGCAGAGCACUACCAGUACAUUGCGCAAGAUGAAAGACUUGAGGCAUGAAAAUGUAAAUCCCUUUCUGGGGUUCUUCUCCGACUGUGGAAUCUUUGCUAUUGUGACGGAACAUUGCUCCAGAGGGAGCUUGGAGGAUCUGCUCAGAAAUGAAGACGUCAAAUUGGACUGGAUGUUUAAAUCUUCACUGCUUCUAGAUUUGAUAAAGGGCAUGAGAUACUUGCACCAUCAUGACUUUCAACAUGGACGUCUAAAAUCCCGAAACUGCGUAGUCGAUGGUAGAUUUGUCCUGAAGCUCACGGAUUAUGGAUUUAAUGAAAUUGUGGAAAACCAGAAAGCUCCACGAUGCUCUCAUCCACCCGGAGAAUUGUUUUGGACAGCUCCAGAAUUACUUCGAGAUCAAAAUCUUGCAAGAAGAGGAACCUUCAAAGGGGACGUGUUUAGCUUUGCUAUUAUUUUGCAAGAAGUAGUUGUGCGGGGUCCACCAUACUGCAUGUCGGGUCUCUCAGCUGAGGAAAUCAUUAGGAAGGUGAAAAAGCCGCCUCCAUUAUGUCGCCCAACUGUGGCCCCCGACCAGGCCCCCCUUGAGUGCAUUCAGCUCAUGAAGCAAUGUUGGAGUGAACUAGCGGACAGGAGGCCAACGAUCGAUGAGAUCUUCGAUCAGUUUAAAACCAUCAACAAGGGAAAGAAAACCAACAUUAUAGACUCCAUGCUACGGAUGCUGGAACAGUACUCCAGUAACUUAGAGGAUCUAAUCAGGGAGAGGACGGAGGAACUAGAGGUGGAGAAACAGAAAACAGAAAAACUCCUCUCGCAAAUGCUGCCGCCGUCCGUUGCGGAAGCCCUGAAAACUGGAGCUACGGUGGAGCCGGAAUACUUCGACCAGGUUACCAUCUACUUCAGUGAUAUUGUCGGAUUCACCACCAUAUCAGCUCUCAGUGAGCCCAUAGAAGUGGUCGACCUUCUGAAUGACCUCUACACUUUGUUUGAUGCAGUCCUGGGCAAUCACGACGUCUAUAAAGUGGAAACAAUUGGCGAUGCCUAUAUGGUGGCCUCCGGGCUCCCUAAGAGGAACGGGAACAAGCACGCGGCAGAGAUCGCCAACAUGUCAUUAGACAUCCUGAGCUCAGUCGGCACCUUCCAGAUGAGGCACAUGCCGGACGUACCGGUCAGGAUCCGGAUAGGCUUGCACUCAGGGCCCUGUGUAGCUGGAGUUGUGGGCCUCACUAUGCCACGUUACUGUCUAUUUGGAGACACCGUGAAUACAGCGUCACGAAUGGAAUCCACAGGACUGCCUUACAGAAUCCACGUCAACCAAAGCACAGUGGCCACACUCCGCACUCUGAAAGAAAACUAUAAAAUACAGCUUAGAGGAAAAACAGAACUAAAGGGAAAAGGUAUAGAAGAAACAUAUUGGCUAGUAGGAAAAGAUGGUUUUACCAAACCUUUACCGAAUCCUCCCGAUGUAAAGCCGGGGUAG